AUGAUGAUGAUGAUGAUGAGGGUGGUGGUGGUGGUGCCCGUCACGAUGACGCUCCAGGCGAAGAGGCGGGCCAUCGCCCGAGGGGGUAUGAGCCGUGGUUUUGGGGGAGGGCCCGGUGCCGGGGCUGCCCCCAUACAAAGUCGGGGUUAUGCGGGUGGGGUUGCUGCUGGGGCUCCUCCUGUGCAAAGUCGAGGUUAUGGAGGAGGAUUUGGUCCAGGGGCCCCUCCGGUGCACAGCCAGGGUUAUGGGGGUGGGUAUGGUCCAGGGGCCCCUCCGGUGCACAGCCAGGGCUCUUCCAGUUCAGGUUUAAAGGUUGCUGGGGCUGCAGCAGCAGGGGCACUGGGUGGGGCAAUUCUUGGCCAUGGUCUCAGUUCGUUGGCACACCCAGGAUAUGGCUAUGGUGGCUAUGGGUAUAAUGGAUAUGGCCGGUAUGGUGGCCUUGGCAAUGGAUACCGUUCGGGCAGCAUUGAGGACACGGGGCUUCUCAACGAGACAGAUGCAGAAUUUUACAUUUUCGACUCAAGUUCCAGGCCAGUGGCCAGCAGCUGCAUAAUACUGGGGUCACUUGUGUCCUUCCUGCUGGCACAUUUUGUCCCAAGCUCUGACUGA
This is a messenger RNA of Scleropages formosus (Asian bonytongue), 609 nucleotides long. Its product is annotated as glycine-rich cell wall structural protein 2-like. The record is from RefSeq and is a predicted model, not a curated record. NCBI's taxonomy places the organism in Eukaryota, Metazoa, Chordata, Actinopteri, Osteoglossiformes, Osteoglossidae. Bases 1 to 609 code for a protein of 202 amino acids. The transcript is spliced from 2 exons.